Molecule: messenger RNA, 3899 nt
Organism: Budorcas taxicolor (takin)
Lineage: Eukaryota; Metazoa; Chordata; Mammalia; Artiodactyla; Bovidae
Gene: CCDC149
Product: coiled-coil domain containing 149
Exons: 12
Coding region: 62-1636 (524 amino acids)
Source: RefSeq, a predicted model, not a curated record
GGCGGCCGCAGCGGCGGAGGAGGGCGGCGUUAGAGAGGCCGGCCCUCGCCGGGAGAAGGCCAUGAACGGCGACCGGACCGAGAGCGACUGGCAGGGGCUGGUGAGCGAGUACCUGGUGUGUAAAAGGAAGCUGGAGAGUAAGAAGGAAGCCCUGCUGAUCCUUUCCAAGGAGCUGGACACAUGCCAGCAGGAAAGGGACCAGUACAAACUCAUGGCCAAUCAGCUUCGAGAGCGUCACCAGUCCCUGAAGAAGAAGUACCGCGAACUCAUCGAUGGAGAUCCAUCACUUCCCCCUGAAAAGAGGAAACAGGCUAAUCUUGCACAACUAUUGAGAGAUUCUCAGGACCGAAAUAAACAUCUGGGAGAAGAAAUUAAAGAACUUCAGCAAAGGCUCGGAGAAGUCCAGGGUGACAAUAAGCUGUUGAGGAUGACAAUUGCCAAACAGAGGCUGGGAGAUGAAGAAAUUGGCGUGCGGCACUUUGCAGCCCAUGAGCGUGAAGAUUUGGUUCAGCAGCUGGAGAGAGCAAAGGAACAGAUUGAGUCUCUGGAGCAUGACCUACAGGCUUCUGUGGAUGAGCUUCAGGAUGUUAAAGAAGAGCGGUCUUCCUACCAGGACAAAGUCGAGAGGCUCAACCAGGAGCUGAACCACAUCCUGAGUGGCCAUGAGAACCGUAUCAUUGAUGUGGACGCCUUGUGUAUGGAGAACAGAUACCUUCAAGAGAGAUUAAAGCAACUUCACGAAGAGGUCAACCUCUUGAAAUCUAACAUUGCCAAAUACAAGAAUGCUCUUGAGAGACGGAAAAACUCAAAAGGCCAGAACAAAUCCAGCAGCAGUGCUCUGACUGGAGUCCUGUCUGCAAAGCAAGUUCAGGAGCUGUUAUCUGAGGAUCACGGGUGCAGUCUCCCAGCUACGCCACAGUCCAUUUCUGAUUUGAAAUCUCUGGCAACAGCCCUGUUGGAGACGAUCCACGAGAAAAACAUGGUCAUCCAGCACCAGAGGCAGACCAACAAAAUCCUAGGGAAUCGGGUGGCUGAACUGGAGAAAAAAUUAAGAACUCUGGAAGUUUCUGGUUUGUGGAGUCUCCCAGGGGGCAAAGACACCAUACUGUUCAGUGACCCGGCUCUUCCCACCAUGCAGAGGUCAAGAUCCCCACUGCUCAAGUUCGUGGAGCAGCCCACUGAAAGCAAAGCAAGUCCCAAGGAUGGGGAGGCUCAGAAGCAAGAUGAAAGCUGUGCUGCUCCCGAGGCGCUGGCAGUGCGGGAAGAUGCCAGGAGGCUUGCUGUCAGCUCCCCAGCAAGUCAGAGCCACAGGAGCCAAAGCAAGCCCUAUCAUCCCUCAUUACUCCAGCUACCUUCUGAGGAGGAAGAGGCAAACAGGCUUGGGAGGGAGACCGUGAAACUGACAGAGGAGCAGGCAGCUGCAGGCCCAGAAGGGGUCAGGAGAGAGAGUCCCGUGGAAGGCCAGAGGGAGGAGAUGGGGCCAUCCCACCCAGGCCUGACCGCCGAUGGGCCGUGCCCCAAACCUUGCCAGGACUCCUCUGAGUCCAGCCAGCCAGAAGCCAAAGUUUCCACCCUGGAGGAUGACGAGGACACUGCAGAGGGUGGAGGAGGCACAAGGAGUGCUGUGAAAACAUGAAGGGGAAAGAGAUCGGGCACGAUGCCAUGUCGGAGGUACUCCAGACAUAAAGAAUUACACAUCAGAACAGCUCAGCGAAGAAGUCACUUUCUCCUAAAACACCUCCAAGUCUGCAAGUGAGAAGGGACACGGAUCCGGUUGCAAACUGGGAAUAUUCUGAUGAUGCCAGCAGAGUUUGACUUAUUAAACACGGGCCCUCGAGGUUUUCAAUGUCUUUCUGUGGAGGCCACACGGUGGUAAAUGUGGCCAGGCACGGGCUCAUGUCAGCCAUAUGGCUGGUUUUCAGCAUCAGUCUUUUCUGUCCGUAUUUGUUUUAUUUAGAGAUAAGAUGCUUUUCUAUUAUCAUUUAAAUUGUUGGUCAAAAUUAUGGAAAGGGUUUGAAACGGGUGGGGUUUUUAAUCAGGUGCCCGUCUUUGUGAUUCAGUGGCUGUAGAGUAACGUGUGAUUGAGCAUAGUGGGUCCAGAGGGCCCACGGCUCCUCUCUUCACAUCAGGGCCUGGUGGGACCUCCCAGCGUGGAUGUUCUUGGCAUCCUGCCCACAGCACUGUCUGUCCUGGCACCAAAUGGCAAGUGGAAAGGGGCUUAAGUGGGCUCAGAAGGCUAGGCUUCUGGUUGGAAAUCCACAACGCCUGUUGAGACCUGUCUGCUGACUACUAGAGCUGAGUUUUCCAGCCUGGAAUUCUAGAGGAUUAAUCGACCUAGAGUGAUGGCAGGUUGUGGACAAGCAGAGAGGAAGGGGACUCCAAUGGUGUUUUGAUUUUUUGUUUCUGAGAUGAUACGGGAGCCAAAAUCUGGGAAUGCUGGUUCUCUGCCUUCAACCCCGGGCUGCAUUUAGGGUUUUAUGGUCCUGUGGGUUGUGGCAAGUGUAGCUGCUUCGGGGCCAGUUCAGGUUUCCCCACCACCUGGAAUCUCUAGCCAUCACUCCUCCAACAGAAUGCUGCGUCCACCCGUUCUUGUAGUCCUAGAGAGGAAAGAGAGGGAAAAACAAAGUCACUUUAUUACAGCCUGCGGAGGCAGAGUGUGGAACCAAAUUCAAGCUUUAAACGCAGCAAAGUAGAGAGUGGUCACCCCCACCUGCAGCUUUCCUUGGGAAUAAAAUUAGCUUUUCAAGGCAGCAUCUGGUGCUGUAGGGAGUUGAGGGCUCAUGAAAUGAGACCUUUCCUUGUGCCGAAUGCAGUUUAUUUCCCAGGAAUACCUAAAACCAGAUCCCAAAGCUCAAAAUGUCCCUGAGAACCGGAAUCACUCCUUGGAGAGAGACUCCUGAAAAGAGAAGUUCCCAAGGUAGGAAAGGUAGAAACUUCAUCAAUUCAUCCUAGAGAUCAGAUAUAUUUAGACCAGGCUUGUGACCCAAGGUGUGAAUCCCACAUGCACAUGGGUGGCCAGCGGCUCCUCCCCCAACACCUCCCUUCCACAUUUUACCUCCUGGCAUCACUGGGCCAGCAGGGUAGGAUCCAUCACACUUGGCACUGUCUCAAUCUGAAGGAGGGCAGGGUGCAGACUAGAGGGUCCUGUUUUUUACCAGAUGCACCUGGAAAGACCUCCAGCUGCCUUCCCCCCACUCACCUGAGGUCACCCCACUAGCAGGAUGCGGGCACACCUGAGUCAGUGUGGCUCCUGGUGAGCUGGACACGUCUACCCCUGCCCUCCAGGACCCAAGGCCCCAUUCACUCAUCCUUCUGUGCUCCAGCCCCUCCCCCUGCCCACACCUGUUCUCCCACCUUCCGCUCCAGGGAGGCCACUUCUGCAGCUGCAAAGCUUCCUGCUCAGUCCAGCAGCCACAGCAAUUGUUUUCCUGCUGCACCAGGCCUAAACUCCCUGCAAAUGUUUAGCACUACUGCGUAGGCCGCCAGAGCCACCACAGGAAAACAUGGCCAGAUUUAAUACAGGGAUAAUAAAAAGAAAAAUCUCUCCCCCACAAUAGCCUUGGUUUUGACACAGAGUUGGCCAGGUGCAUGUCUUUAGGGCCUCCAUCACCUGCUGAAAAGCAGGGCUUAUAAUAAACUCCAGCACAUUCCAUCAUGAAUAGGAAAACUGCUGUGAGUCCCAGAGAGUGAGGCUCAGGGCAGAGGGUCAUAGGAAAUGCUAACCUAAAUUCUGUAUGUCCAGUCAGCUUGGGGUUGGGGGUCUUGUGUUAUUAGAUGAAAUUGUAGCCAAUGAGUUGACCCUGUCGUUUGUAAUCUGAAUAUUGCCCUGUACACAUGUGACACUGUCCCUCCUUUGCUAUUCCAGUCCAACAUGGUUCCAAGGACAUUAAAGAGUUUCA